UCCGGCGGAUAUACCGUCAGCGGCUUCACCAUGCCUAAAGCACCAAAGGCUAAGAAAGGGCCAGAGCAUAAAGUUAUCCAUCCGUACAGUAGGAAGGCUGCUCAGAUGGUUCGGGAAACACACAAACACGAAAGAAAGGACAAGAUAAAGAGUGGAAAGGCGAUACGUCUGAACAUAAUUGGUGAAAAGCUGUUGUGGUUUCAAAGCAACCUAGAGCCUAACAAGACUGAGUACACUAAGCAAGAAGCCUGUGAGAUAAUAGAAAAGUAUUUGCACAGGUUCGAUUCUGAGUUAGAACAAAUUGAAUUGGCGAACACUAUCAAAAGCAGACAAGGAAGACAGCAUGAAGCUCGGGAAGCCGUUCUCAAACACAGCAUUGAACGUGAGAGAACUUUGUAUGAAGAAAAUGGAAUAGAAAUACCAGAUAUUAUCAAUACAAAGCAUUUAAAGGUCUUCAGAGAAUGGGAUGGCGAUUUAAAAAAGCUUCCAAAUAUGAAGAUGAAGAAACUGUCAAUAAAAGAUUCAGUUGCUUACCAGAAAAGAAGCAAAGAUGAAAAAGGAGUAGACCCGCAAAAUGAGGUGGAUCAAGAGCAUGUGUCAGACCAUUAAGGAAACAGAACUAAAAGAAAAGAUAGUCGAAGUCUCAUUGGGGAAAGCCACUUCAAUAGCUAUUGAACAAUGUUGUCCAUGAGUUAGCUGCUUCAGAUUCCUACUUUGAACGUAUAACUCUCAAGGAAAUGUACAGUGAGCUUGAUUGUUGCUAACGAAGUAGUCUCCAUCAGCAUAUCAGACUUAGACUUUAAUUCAUUUUGAAUUAGCAAUUAUCAACUACAUUUUAUAUAUUUGUGAAAGGAAGUUGGCCUAGAAAGCAGAAUCUAUUAAAAGAUGGAAGUUUAAGAUGCUGCUUGUUUCUGUUGAUGCUUCACUCCUGUAUUGCUAUUGUUGAGAAAGUUUCUUUCAUUUUACCGACAUCGUGAAGAAAUUUAUUUUUGCAGGUUACAAUUUUUAAACUUGAUGAUAAAGCUGUUUCUUCUCAUCGCUACCACGUGGGAAAUGCUUUUUAUUUUAUGUAAGAUUUACUGGUAAUUUGAUGAAACGGCAAUGGGAAUAAAGAAAACGAGAGGUUUAAAAGAAUGUCUAUCAUUACGUUAGAUUUUUUGAUUGGCAUUGUUGUGACCAAUUAUUAGCAUCAAUAUUCAAAUGUUGGGUUGUGGGGAGAAAGGCUAGAGUACAUGGUGGCUCAGUGGUUAGCACUGCUGCCUCACAGCACCAGGGUCCCAGGUUCGAUUCCAGCCUCGGACAACUGUCUGAAUGGAGUUUGGACAUUCUCCCUGUGUCUGCGUGGGUUUCCUCCGUGUGCUCUGGUUUCUUCCCACAAUCACAAAGAUGUGCAGGUCAGGUAAAUUGGCCAUGCUAAAUUGUCCGCAGUUGUUAAGAGCCUUAGUCAGAGGGAGUUGGAUUACUCUUUGGAGGGUUGGUGUGGACUUGUUGGGCCGAAGGGCCACACUAUAGGGAAUCAAAUCUAAUCUAAUGCCUGUUUAAAGCAAAUCCUGUUUUAAAUGAGCACCAUCACAUCAAAGCUUUUUUGCAAAUAGGGGAGCAGUGAGGAUUUUUAUAUCAAUAUGAAAAUGAAUUCAUAUCAAUUAAAAAUGAAAUUAGAAUUCCCUGUGGUAAUAUUUAUGAACUUCCUAAACAAUAUUCUGUAUUUGAAUUGUUGGCUUCGACUUUACAAAAAUAUUUUAGCUGAUUUUUGGAUCUCUUGAAUAAGGUGAGAGUAUUAAAGUUGAAUUCUCUUUUUUGGUUUUGUUUGAUAAUGUUCCUAUGAAGAGCCUUGAGAUAUUUUAUAUGGUUUUGUUGUGCUGUACAAGAGCAAAUU
Hemiscyllium ocellatum (epaulette shark) is the source of this 1876-nucleotide messenger RNA. RefSeq names its product translation machinery associated 16 homolog (gene tma16). Lineage: Eukaryota; Metazoa; Chordata; Chondrichthyes; Orectolobiformes; Hemiscylliidae. Gene Ontology annotation, cellular component: nucleus. The transcript is spliced from 7 exons. The record is from RefSeq and is a predicted model, not a curated record. Bases 31 to 609 code for a protein of 192 amino acids.